CUUGAGAGAGAAAAUUAAGCUACAUUUCUGUGAAAAUGAAGACUUCAACAAUCGCAUUACUACUGUCACUAUCUUCAAUUCUUUUCUUCCCAGUUUCAUGGGCUACUUCAAAUUCAGUUCAAGAUAACUUCAUAAAGUGCCUUGACAAAGUAUCACUUUCUCAACCAAUUUCCGCUGAGAUUUACACACCAAACAAUUCCUCAUUUGGAACUGUUUUGCAAUCAUACAAAAGGAACCGAAGAUUCGACACGCCUACAACACCUAAACCGGCUGUCAUUGUGACUGCAACACACGAAUCCCAUGUGCAAGCAACUGUUGUUUGUGCUAAAAAGGUUGGGAUCGAGCUUCGAAUCCGAAGUGGGGGUCACGAUUACGAAGGUGUUUCUUAUGUAUCACAAGUCCCUUUCGUGAUACUUGAGAUGUCUAAUCUUCGAUCUAUUGAGAUUGACAUAAAGAAUGAAACUGCAUGGUUUCAAGCUGGGGCUAUUCUCGGUGAAAUAUAUUAUGAAAUAGCAAAAAAAAGCAAGUACCACGCUUUUGCUGCUGGUGUUUGCCCUGGUUUAGGUGCUGGUGGCCAUAUUAGUGGAGGUGGCUAUGGAAACUUGUUGCGAAAAUAUGGGGUCGCAACUGACCAUGUUGUUGAUGCACAAAUAGUUGAUGCAAAGGGUAGAAUUCUCGAUAGAAAGUCAAUGGGAGAAGAUCUCUUCUGGGCUCUCAGAGGAGGAGGUGCUUCCAGUUUUGGUGUCAUUCUCUCAUGGAAAGUCAAGUUGGUUCGAGUCCCAGCCACCGUGACUGUUUUUAAAGUGAAUAGGACAUUGGGACAAGGUGCAACUGACAUUGUGGCACAAUGGACCCAAGUUGUGGAUAAGUUACCAAAGGAAGUGUUCAUGAGAGUGUGGGUUAAAACCGUGAAUGGAAGUCACCAGGGUGAGAAGACUAUCCAGGCACUAUUCGUCGGUAUGUUUCUUGGUGGAGCCCAAGAACUUGUGGUAUUGAUGAACGAGAGGUUACCUAAAUUUGGUUUCCAACAAAGUGAUGCUAUUGAAAUGAGUUGGAUUGAGUCGGUUGUGUUUUGGGCAGACAAGCCACUUGGAACUCCGAUUGAGGUUCUACUUGAAAGGGCAACUAAGCCAGCAAUAUUUUUGAAGCGUAAAUCUGACUACGUGAAAGAACCAAUUUCGAAUGCCGGAUUAGAAGCUAUAUGGAAGACCAUGAUUGAACUUGAGGAUGUGGCAAUGUUAUGGAAUCCUUACGGAGGAGUAAUGAAUGAGAUUUCUGAGAAUAAAACUGCAUUCCCACAUCGAGCAGGUAACAUUUUUAAGAUUCAGUAUGCAACGAAUUGGAUGGUUGAAGGGAUUGAAGCUACCAACCUCUACUUGAAUAAAACAAGGAAACUUUUUGAAGCAAUGACUCCUUAUGUCUCCAAGAAUCCAAGGGAGGCUUUUCUUAACUAUCGUGAUCUUGAUAUUGGUACAAGUUCAAAUGGUAACUACGAAGAAGCCAAGGUUUAUGGAAUCAAGUAUUUUAAGGGUAACUUUGACAGGUUGGUUCGUGUGAAGACAAAUGUUGAUCCCGACAAUUUUUUCAGAAAUGAGCAAAGCAUCCCAACUCUUCCAUCUCGAAAGCUGUAGAAGGUGAAAUCACUGAGAGUUUAUGUUUGUCCCAAGCACCCAUCUCAGAGUACUGGUCUAGUUUUUUGUUUAUUUGCCCCUCUUUUUCUUUUUUUUUGAUGAACCCUAUGUCAUUGUUAUGACCCUACAAUAAAAAU
This is a messenger RNA of Quercus lobata, 1768 nucleotides long. RefSeq names its product berberine bridge enzyme-like 14. The coding region runs from base 36 to 1631 and encodes 531 amino acids. NCBI's taxonomy places the organism in Eukaryota, Viridiplantae, Streptophyta, Magnoliopsida, Fagales, Fagaceae. The record is from RefSeq and is a predicted model, not a curated record. Gene Ontology annotation, molecular function: FAD binding; oxidoreductase activity. The transcript has a single exon.